AUGGAGCCGGUGCCGGUGCCGCUGCAGGACUUCGCGAGCCGCCUGGACCCCGCCUCCCUUCCGCGCGUGCUGCGUGUCUGCUCCGGAGUCUACUUUGAGGGUUCCGUCUAUGAGCUUUCUGGGAAUGAGUGUUGCCUCUCCACAGGGGACCUGAUCAAGGUCACCCAUGUCCACCUCCAGAAGGUGGUCUGUGAAAACUCAGAGACGGGUCAGGCCUUGGAGCUCAACCCCAACUUCUCAGGCCUCUUCAGUACACUCAGCAGCCUGCAGAGCUACAGGACCCUGGAGGAGCUCAUCUCUGCCGUGCCCCAGAGCCCCACACAGUGGCCCAUUCACUUCAAGUCAACUGAAAGAAUUGUCACGGAGGCCGGGAUGGUGCCUGUGGACCAACCCUUCAGGCUUGAGGCUGUGGAAGUACACCAUGGGACCCGCUAUGCACGCUGUGUCCAGGACUCAAAGACCCAGGAGGUCAUCCUCUAUCUGCCCCUUUCCCAGAAGGGACCCUUCUGCAGAUGCAAGCCUGGUGCCCCACAAACCCUGCUCCAAAUCCUGCAGGACCCAGCUAUGAAGGACCUCAUGUUUACCUGCCCCAGCCUACCCUGGCGCUCUGUGAUCCUGAGGCCCCAGUAUAUGUUGCAAGCCGUGAUGCACAUGCGCCGCACCAUCGUCAAGAUCCCAUCCACCCUGGAGGUAGAGGUGGAGGAUGUCACCGCCUCCUCCCAGAACAUCCACUUCAUCAAGCCGCUGCUGCUGAGCGAGGUCCUGGCCCAGGGAGGCCCCUAUCCUAUGUCCACAGAGAUCUUGGAGGUUCCUGAGGGCCCACCCAUCUUCCUCAGUCCGUGGGUGGGCUCCCUACGCAAAGGCCAGAGGCUCUGCAUCUAUGGGCCGGCCUCACCAGCCUGGCAGGUUGUGGCCUCAAGCAAGAGCCGAAAGGUUCCCAGAUACUUUAUUCUCUCCGGGGCCUACCAGGGCAAGCUGAGGCGGAGGCCAAGGGAAUUCCCCACAGCCUAUGACAUUUUGGGGGCUCUCCAACCAGGCCGACCCCUCCGGGUGGUGGCCACAAAAGACUGUGAUGGGAACGAAGAAGAGAAUCCUGAAUUUUCUUUCCUGGCUGUGGGCGAUCGGCUGGAGGUGCUGAGGCAAGGCCAGGUCUGUGGGACCCAGGGCCAGGACAUAGAUGUCUUGAUAUGCCAGCGACUGAGUGAGGAAGUCGGGGAGGAAGAGGAGGACUUGGAGGAAGAGGAGGAGAUCGAGGACAAAGAACAGAUUCUGCUACCCCUCUACCUCUCCGGUGGCUUCGUGGAGGAGGUGAAUGAUGGGCGGCGUUACAGCCUAGCAGAUCUCACCGCCCAGUUCUCCUUGCCCUGUGAGGUCAAGGUGGUGGCCAAGGACGCCCGGCACCCCACUGACCCUCUGGUCUCCUUCCCGGGUCUGCGGCUGGAGGAGAAGCUCACAGAACCCUUUUUGGUGGUAGGCCUGGACUCCCAGCCAGAAAUGUGCUUUGAAAUCCCUCCCCAGUGGCUGGACCUGACCGUGGCGGAGGUUGAGGGGCAGCCAGGCCAGGUGGCUAGGCCACUCUCUGUCACUAGGGUGGAGGAACUAUCAGAAGCCUUCUACUACAAUCUCCGGAAGCUGCCAGCCUCGAAGAGCCAAGCUCCCCCGCCCAGGCCCCCAAAGAGCAAGGGUGUGAGUGAGCGGAAGCAGAACCCUAACGGGGAGGGGGGUGUGGGGGGGUCUCAAGUUAUAGGAUCCUACCCACAGUCUGAACCCAAGGCAAAGACCCUGGAAGACCUCCCCAAGGACAAGUCAAAUCUGUACAGCAAGAUUCCUGUCCACAAGAAAGACCUUAAGUCCAAAACCCAAACAAAGAAUUCAGAUAUGGAUGACCACGACUAUGAAGAAAUUUGAACCCUUUCAGAAAGUCAUCGAAGUGCUGGGGCAGCCACACUUCCCAGCCGCUGCUGCACAGGAAGUUGGGAUACCAGCUAACUCUUGGGAGACCCGCGGCAGUCUUCAGGGACUCAGGGAUUUGAAAUGGGACAGACACUAUUUCCACCUUGCUGUGGAAUAAUCCUUCUGUGCACCCUAAAUAUGCAUUGCUCUCAUUGACUAAUAAAACGCUGAUUGGCCAGUAGCCAGGCAGAAAGUAUAGGUGGGACAACUAAACUAAGGAUGAUGGGAGAAGGGCAGAGUCAGGUGUCACCAGCCAGACACAGAGGGAGCAGAUGAAAGUCCCAUGCUAAUGAAGGUACUGCCAUAUGGCAGAGUGUAAAUAAGGAAUAUGGGUUAGCUUAAGAUGUAAGAGCUAGUUAGUAAUAAGCCUGAGCUAUU
This is a messenger RNA of Microtus oregoni (creeping vole), 2331 nucleotides long. It is a transcript of the gene Themis2, whose product is annotated as thymocyte selection associated family member 2. The transcript is spliced from 7 exons. The coding region runs from base 1 to 1908 and encodes 635 amino acids. The record is from RefSeq and is a predicted model, not a curated record. NCBI's taxonomy places the organism in Eukaryota, Metazoa, Chordata, Mammalia, Rodentia, Cricetidae. Gene Ontology annotation, biological process: T cell receptor signaling pathway.